AUGAGCCGGACGGGCGCGGGCGGCAGCUGUGAGGCGGCCGGAGGCAGGUGCGGCUCAUCCGCGCCCCCGGCAGUGAAGAGCGCGGCGGGCGCUUCCGGGGCGGGAGGGGCCCGCGGUCCUCGCGGGCUUCCCGCAGCUGCGGCGGAGGAAGCGGGGCGGAGUCCCGGCGCGUGCGGGCCAGGCGGCCGCCCGUCGGGCUGCGGCGGAGGAAGCGGGGCGGAGUCCCGGCGCGUGCGGGCCAGGCGGCCGCCCGUCGGGGCGGGUCUGCGGCUGUUGCUCGCCGGCGGCCUCCUGCAGAGCCUAGGUGAGCCCGGGCGCCCAGGCUGCGGGCCGGGGCGAGUGCUGGCGACGGAGGGAGACUUCCUGACUCCUUCGGCCGCGGAAAAGCAAGGGGCUGACCUGUGGAUCCCUGCGGCUGAUGUCAAAAGUACUGCAACUGUCUUGGAUUCUGGGUUCUUCUCUGGAAUCACUCCCUGGAGAGACUCAACAGUUGGUGGACCACCGUGGCAGGUCUCCCUGAAAUUAGGUGAGCAUCGCUUCUGCGCAGGAAGCUUGAUCCAAGAUGAUCUGGUUGUCACAGCCGCACACUGCCUGGAUGGCCUCAAUGAGAAACAAAUUAAGAGUCUGACUGUGACUGGGGGGCAGUACAACCGCUUUCAGAGGGGUCAACAAGAACAGAAGAUUCCCGUCUCAAAAAUGAUUAUCCCUCCUGAGUACAACAGAUUUGGAUAUGUGAGCUCUGAUAUCGCCCUGCUGUAUUUAAACCACAAAGUCAGGUUUGGAAAAGCUGUUCAGCCAAUCUGUCUUCCCCAUAAAGAUGAUAAAUUUGAAGCAGGGACUCUUUGCAUGACCAGUGGAUGGUGCAAGAUUUCAGAGACAUCGGAAUAUUCAGCUGUCCUCCAAGAAGUGGAGCUUCGCAUCAUGGACGACAGAACGUAUAGUGCUGUGCUCACGGGCAUGGACUCUCCUCUCCUGGGGAGGACGGUGAUGUGCGCCAGCUUUCCUGAGGGGGUGAAGGCGGCCUGCCAGGGAGACUCUGGAAGUCCGUUUGUUUGUAGAAGAGACGAUGGAAUCUGGGUCCCUGCUGGGAUAACUUCCCAGGGAGCUGGUUGGAACAGAGAUUGGCCAACAAGAAAUAACCAGAGCCGGGCAUCACCUAACAUUUUCUCCAAGGUAUUUGAGUUGAUGGAUUUUAUCACUCAGAAUGUGUUCACAGAUUGUAGAUCUCAGGGAAUGGUGUUAUUUGGAGAAAAUGGGAAUAUUCGUUACCCCCAUUCCGAAGAAAGCAGCUGUUCUCAUAAUUGCUUGUGUAUGUGGAAAAUAAUGGUACCAGAAGAUAAAAUUAUCCUGAUAAAAUUUACAAGUUUAAAUAUACAAAAUCAAGUUGGAUGGGACCAUGGCUACAUAUCUUUACAGUCAAGCAACAGAGUGCUUAUUAGUAAGGUCUGUGGAGAUAUAUUGCCUUCACCAUUGCUGACAGAGACCAGUGAGGCCACAGUUACAUUUGUUUCUGAUACAGAAAACAGCGGCAGCAGCUUUGAGCUUACAUUUACUGCUGUUCGGAAGAACUCAGAAGCUGGCUCCGGCUGUGGGAGUGUGGCUGUAUUGGUGGAAGAAGGGGUGAUUCAUUCUGCCAGUUAUCCUGACUCGUACCCCGCAAAUGUAAGGUGUCACUGGUUCAUUCGUGCUCCAGAGAAACACGUUAUAAAGUUGGAAUUUGAGGACUUUAUCACUGAAUUUAGCCAAAACUGUAUUUACGAUGCUGUUGUGAUUUGUGGUGAUCCUGAAGAGGAGCACGAGUUAGCCAAACUUUGUGGAAUCUUGAACCCUACUCCAAUAUUCAGUCCCAGAAACAUGAUGGUGGUUCAUUUUAAAAGUGAUGGUGAAAAUAACUUCCGAGGCUUCAAGGCUAGAUUCACCUUUUUGCUCUCAGACUCUUCAAACCAAAUUGGAUCAACUUCAUCUCCCAAAACCAAUCCCGUAUCUUCUGCAAAGGCUAUCCCAUAUGGCGUCUGUGGCAUCCGUCCAUUUAUUGUCCAGUGGCUUUCCAGAAGAGCUGUUGCGGGGGAGGAAGCCUGCCCCCACUGUUGGCCACGGCAGGUGGGGGUGAGGUUUCGAGGCAGUCACCAGUGUGGAGGUGCCAUCCUCAACCCAACUUGGAUCCUCACUGCAGCCCACUGUGUGCAAUUGAAAAAUAAUCCACUCUUCUGGACCAUUGUUGCUGGAGACCAUGACAGAACCCUGAAGGAACCAACUGAGCAGGUGAGAAGGGCAAAGCACACUGUGGUGCACGAAGAAUUUGAUAGACAGAGCUCUGACUCUGACAUCGCCCUAAUACAGCUGAGCUCUCCUCUGGUGUUCAACUCCAUAGUGAGGCCAGUGUGUCUCCCACAAAGCACGGAACCACUCUUCUCCUCCAAGAUCUGUGCUGUGACUGGAUGGGGAAGCUUUAGUGAAGAUGGCGGCCUAGCAAGACACUUACAGCAGAUUCCGGUGCUUGUGUUAGAAAGAGAGGUCUGCAACGCUUACUGCUCUCACCCCGGAGGGGUCACAGAGAAGAUGAUCCGUGCGGGCUUUGCAACCUCCAGAGGGAAGGGUUUCUGUCAGGGAGACUCUGGUGGCCCAUUAGUAUGUAAACAUGAAAAUGGUCCCUUUGUCCUGUAUGGUAUUGUCAGCUGGGGAACUGGCUGUGCCCAAACAAGGAAACCAGGUGUAUUUGCCAGGGUGAGUGUCUUCUUGGACUGGAUCCAAUCCAAAAUCAGAGGUCCUGCUUCACUUCAGAUAAGUAAUGAAAGAAAACCUUUAACAAGACAACCGUUGCUACCCCCCACACCUUCAAUGGACAAUGAGUCUGGACCGGGUUGUUAUUUUGAAGUGGAGCUAGAAGAACCUAGAGGCUUUUUUUCAACUCCAAGAUAUCCACUGGAUUAUAGAGGGAAACUGGAAUGUUCUUGGGUGCUCAGAGUUUCACCAAGCAGUAUGGCCAAAAUGACGGGGGAAUAUCUAUCACUCUCUGGGUCUCUUAUGUGUCCAGAUUCAGUUAUGACAAUUUAUGAAGAAAGCCACAGUGAGAGAAGGGUGUCAGGCGAAUUAUGCAGAAGAGGGUUUUACCCAAUGAUUUUCAUGAGCCCCGGACCACUGGUGAGAGUGGCAUUUCGUUCCCUUGUGCAAGGUGCUUUCGGCAUAAGUUACAUUGUCUUUAGAGUCCCAGGUCCAAAGGGUAGUAAAACACCCAAAUUUCUCCAAAGUUCAAACCAAGAACACGUGGCCACUUGUGAGGAUGUUAUUCUAAUGGAACCAGGAGGAAUCAUUCAGAUCCCAAGAUUCUCUCACGGAACCACUCUGAGUUGCCACUGGAAGUUAUUAGCCCCUUGAAAUCACAUCGUUCGCCUUGAUAUUAUCAACUUCCAGAUGAAGUCAACGCCCUUGGCCUGUCAGGGUCAUAUAUGGGUUUAUGAAGGAUUUGGAUCAGGCAAAAAAUUCAUAGGAAAAUUAUGUGAAGGAAAUUCACCUUCAUUAAAAUCUCAUGGUCCUCUAAUGAUGUUGAUUUUCACAUACAACGUCAGUUUGGCCAUGGAAGAAUUUUCUUUGAGAUAUUCUUUUCAUAUUCCUGGCAUUGGUCUUAUCAAAGUUACCAAUGACGUCCCCAAGUCCAGAUCUAAUAGUUCCUUCUCUGCCCCAGCGGCAUUUGGCCCAGAUAAGCUUACCUACCUUUUGGAAUCUACUUGUCGUGGUCUCAAGGAAACGACUCUACUUGGCUGUCCUCUUACCUCACUGAUCUUGUCAGAACCCCUUGGCUGGUUGCUCUUCGUUUCCUGUACCACUAAAGGUAGAGGUGCCCCUGGACCCAGUCUUUGA
This is a messenger RNA of Suricata suricatta (meerkat), 3858 nucleotides long. RefSeq names its product ovochymase 1 (gene OVCH1). Gene Ontology annotation, molecular function: serine-type endopeptidase activity. Lineage: Eukaryota; Metazoa; Chordata; Mammalia; Carnivora; Herpestidae. Gene Ontology annotation, biological process: proteolysis. The record is from RefSeq and is a predicted model, not a curated record.